UCUGCCAGUGCUAACGUUAGCCUGGAAGCUAAGAGCAAGCCAGCCCAAAAACUUUCGCACUUUUAACUGAAAAUGGUAAAACAGACAAUACAGAUAUUUGGUCGCAUUAAACCCACGAAGAGAACUGUGGCGGUGUACUCAGUGGACAAUGAGGAGCAGACAAGUGCAUCUCUGGAGUUUGUGGUGCCCAAGGACCUGGCUGAUGGCUUUGUUAACAACAAGAGGGAAUGCUACAAGUUCAGAUUUAAAAAAGUCUUCGAUCAAGAUGCCAGACAGGAAGACAUUUUUGAGAGCAUUGCCAAACCAGUUGCAGAAAGCGUCCUUGCUGGUUAUAACGGCACCAUAUUUGCAUACGGCCAGACGGGUAGCGGGAAGACCUUCACCAUCACAGGAGGGGCUGAACGCUACAGUGAUCGCGGCGUAAUUCCUCGCACCUUGUCUUACCUGUAUGAACGCUUCAGCCAGGACAGCAGCAUGAUCUACACCACACACAUCUCUUACCUGGAAAUCUACAACGAGGUGGGAUAUGACCUUCUGGAUUCCCAACAUGAGGCGUCGCGACUGGAAGACCUGCAAAAAGUAGUAAUUAUGGAGGAUCCAGAGCAAAACAUCCAUCUGAGAAACCUGUCUCUGCAGCAGUCGGCAAACGAGGAAGAGGCUCUGAAUCUGCUCUUCCAGGGUGACACCAACCGUAUGAUUGCAGAAACACCCAUGAAUCAGGCUUCCACUCGUUCCCACUGCAUUUUCACGGUGCACUUAUGCAGGCGUGAACCUGGCUCAGCUACACUGCUACGGUCCAAGCUCCAUCUGGUGGACCUGGCUGGAUCGGACAGAGUUAGCAAGACUGGUCUGAACGGGCAGCUGCUCACUGAGGCCAAAUAUAUCAACCUUUCCCUCCACUACCUGGAGCAGGUGAUCAUAGCGUUGUCAGAGAAGAAUCGCUCCCAUAUCCCGUACAGAAACUCCAUGUUGACGUCAGUGCUGAGGGACAGCCUUGGUGGGAACUGCAUGACCACUAUGAUCGCCACCAUGGCGGUUGACAAGAGGAACCUCGACGAGUCCAUCUCUACGUGCCGCUUCGCUCAGCGUGUGGCGCUCAUCAAGAAUGAGGCGAUACUGAAUGAAGAACUGGAUCCUUCCCUGUUGAUAGCACGUUUAAAAAAUGAGGUCCUGUUACUGAAGGAGGAGCUGGCCAUGGUGACGGGGGAGCAGAGGGACGAGCAACUGUCUGCCGAGGACAUCUGGAAAUUGGAAGAACUUGUCAAGGCUUUCCUGAAGGACCCUGAUCCAAAUGUGACACUGUCUCUGGGACCAGACAUGAGAAAAAUCCAGCACUGUUUCUCCCUGCUGAAGAUGAUCAUUUUGGAAAAAGAAGGUGGAAGAAAUGGGCACAGUGAUCAGAGAGAGUCACCAGCAGUGAAGGAAGAGGCCAUUCAGCUCAACCCCGUCAGUGCAGCAGAAGAAGCCAAAUUAAAGGAGAUGCUCAGGCAACGGGAUAAUGAGAUCAGUAUUCUCGUGAAGAUACUGAAGAAGGAGAAAAAAAGAGCAGAUGAUGCUGCUGCUCAGAUUGCUAACAUCACCAAUAUCCCAAACCUGUCCUCCCAUAGAGCCUUGAGCAUGUCCACAGUGUCACAGUUGAGGGAAGUAAAUGGUGUCAUUCUUCCAGCAGAUCAUGGCGGACAAAUGUUCACAAUGCCACAGUUGAAAGAAGAAAAUAUGGACACCUUCCCUUCAAACCAUGGAGGAAGAGUUUCCACCGUAGCACAGGUUAGAGAAGGAAAUGCUGACAUCUUUUUAGCAGACUGUGGAGGUCGAGCAUUCACUUCACCACAAUUAGGCGAGGGAAAUGUGGACCACAGAGGACAAGCGCCAACAAUGCCACAGUUAAGAGAAGAAAGUUCUGACACCCUUCCAGCAGACCACGUAGGACGAGCUCUACAAUGUAUAAGAAGAGGUCCACAGGUGUCUGUGGAAAAACAAGAAGCAUUUGAGAUCUUCAUAAGAGACCAUGAAGAGCAUCAAACCAUCGAGGACAACAAGAAAAUACUAAAAGAGAGAUCAGCUGAGGCCAGAGGACUUGGGGAGCAACUGAAGGAAGCCCGAAACAGAAUCACUGAGUUGAAGAAACAGUUGGAAACACGGAGGAAACAGAAAGCAGCUCAUGGUGUCAUGGGGAAUCAACCACAGGCUGAAGAGGAGUUUGACCUCGUGGCAGAAAACCUGUGCAAACAGAUUAAGCAAGAAAAAGUGGCAUACAUGAGCACCAUUGGCCGCCUGAAAGCGCUGAAAACAGAGAUCGAGCAUCUGCAGCUGUUGUUGGAGAGGGUGAAGGUCAAGAUCCAGAAAGAUUUCCAGCAGUGGUGGAGCCAGGAGGCCUCAAAUCUGCAGGAACCAGAAUCAGGAGCCACCGUCAGAUGCCCCACAGCUUCACCAAAUGCAGCCUGUCAGCCACCAUCACCAGGCACUCCAGGAUUCGGUGUUCCUGGACUGAGCAGUACCAUGAAAGAACCUCUAUCACAUGUAGACACAAAUCCAGACUGCUUCAUCUCUUCUGUUGAAGAUCUGAGCGUUGGCCCCAAAAGUGUGCCUCCAUUUCCGGCUAUGCCCGCCAGGCACAAUAACUCCCUGAAUGAGAACACAAUGGACUUCAGUUCCUCCACUGAGCAGAGGGCCCUUCCCACCACCACAAUCCCAUAUGCCUCUGUUCCACUGACUGGAGACCAGCAAGUUGAUGCUGACAUCCUGGCGUUUGUCAAGGCCAGGAUGUCAGGGACCUCCUCAGCAGGACGGGCCCCCCCUCGGAAGUGAAAUGCAGUCAUACGAAGGACUCAAGCUGCCUCCUCAUCCCCCACAUCUGCAAGGUGAAAGAAAGACUGAGAAACUCUGUAUCUCAACACACACCACACAUUCUGUCUCUGACUCCGGAAGUCACAGCUUGUUUCAGCUGAUUCGUCUGAACAAAUGUUUGAAGAUAUCUAAAAGAGCUGACCGUCAGAAAGAUGUCUGCACCCAAAUUCCUAAAAGUUUUCACAGGUUUUCACAAUAUUAUAAUAUUUGGUUUUGGUUUUUUUGUUUGUUUUUUUUUAUUAUUUUAAAACCAUGUAAUAUAUGAACAGGAGUAUUUUUUAUACUAAUAAAC
Melanotaenia boesemani (Boeseman's rainbowfish) is the source of this 3139-nucleotide messenger RNA. It is a transcript of the gene kif6, whose product is annotated as kinesin family member 6. Gene Ontology annotation, molecular function: microtubule binding; microtubule motor activity; ATP binding. Gene Ontology annotation, biological process: microtubule-based movement. The record is from RefSeq and is a predicted model, not a curated record. The coding region runs from base 73 to 2808 and encodes 911 amino acids. The transcript has 23 exons. Lineage: Eukaryota; Metazoa; Chordata; Actinopteri; Atheriniformes; Melanotaeniidae.